AAUUUGACUGACGUCAAUUCCACAUUUUGCUGUAAUGCAAGGAGUAUAUACAGACUUGCAUUCGGAUUUCAAUACAUUCACCGAAACAAAAAUGAUUUCAGUAGAGGAAAAGCUUACUUUCAAAACGUUAUCUUCUGACAUCCAGUAUAGUAUUAAUAAGGAAGCCACUGUAGGAGAAAUAAGGCAAUCAGUUGCCUCGAAACUUGGGACGAAAUACUGGUUAAUAGAUAUCGUUAACAUAGAUAACUUCUUUGUCUAUGAUUCGGAGACAACAAGUGAUGUCCUGCACGAUCCAUUCUAUGUCAUGAUGUGGGCGGAGAGUCGUCCUAUUUCUGGAUGCCCUACAACAACAAAACCUGACAUUAUCUGGGAAUUUGAAUCAGAUCCCAGACUGGAACUUUCGUGUGGCCAUGCAAUAACACCAGACAAUUUGUACGGACUUGUGCGUGAGAAGAUUCUCCAAAACGAAUACAUUCUAAGGUGCCCGGCUAAAACAGAUUUUGGCAACUGCAAUCAGAAUUGGGAUAAUCAAGAAAUCUUGAAGAAAUGCAUGCUAACCCUUGACGAACAUAUAUUUUUUAGUGCAAAGCUUUCCUUUAAUUUUUUGAAUAAGCGGAAUAGUGAUGAUAUAAAAACAUGUCCCAGGUGCAGCACUUAUUGUGAGAAAAUAAAAAGCUGUGAAUCUCACGUCAAAUGUUGGAAGUGUACAAACGAUUUAUAUUACACUUAUAAGUUUUGUUGGUAUUGCACGGAAGAAUGGUCACCAGGUCACGAAUGCGCUUUGUCCAACGAGCAUGGCAACAAUAUAGAAAUUUCCCGACAGCUACGACAUUGCCCAAGAAUUACCCUUGACUAUUCCAAUAUGGGUGGAGUGCCUUCAAAACGUCUCUGUCCACAUUGCAAAACUUUGCUACAGCAUGAUCAAGCAUGUAAAUCAAUGUUGUGUACGUUCUGUAAAACUGAGUUUUGUUUUGCAUGUUUGAAAGUCGCCAGGGAUGGAAAACUUCCCUGUGGCGAAUUUGAUGGACAAUGUAUUGUAGCACCUAUUCAAUCUACGACAUAUUUUUUUGAAUUUUGAUUCUCAAAGAUAAAUCUUUUACGGAGGUGGUAUCAGUCACGAACACAAUUAAAUAGCGAUCGCUACGAUUGUAAUAACGAAAUGGUAAAUAUCGAUGGCAUGAGAAAACUCUGACCUCUUACAUUUGAGUAUUUGAAUAAAUGGGAAAAUGUGA
Saccostrea cuccullata (small rock oyster) is the source of this 1232-nucleotide messenger RNA. RefSeq lists its product as uncharacterized. Gene Ontology annotation, cellular component: cytoplasm; ubiquitin ligase complex. Gene Ontology annotation, molecular function: ubiquitin protein ligase activity; ubiquitin conjugating enzyme binding. Gene Ontology annotation, biological process: ubiquitin-dependent protein catabolic process; protein polyubiquitination; positive regulation of proteasomal ubiquitin-dependent protein catabolic process. The transcript has 3 exons. Lineage: Eukaryota; Metazoa; Mollusca; Bivalvia; Ostreida; Ostreidae. Bases 35 to 1078 code for a protein of 347 amino acids. The record is from RefSeq and is a predicted model, not a curated record.